Oryza sativa Japonica Group (Japanese rice) is the source of this 1261-nucleotide messenger RNA. NCBI's taxonomy places the organism in Eukaryota, Viridiplantae, Streptophyta, Magnoliopsida, Poales, Poaceae. The record is from RefSeq and is a predicted model, not a curated record.
GAUAAACCAGCCGCCCCGCAACCCAACAGCUAUCUUUUCCCAUUUCUCCCCGCCCCCCCAACCCCACCUCCAAUCCCUCUCGUCGUCGAGGCGAGCGCGGGCGCGGGCGCGGGCGGCGAGAUGGAAGGGAUGGGGCAGCAGAAGAGGCGGCCGCUGGUGGUGAUGGCGUCGGCGCAGGCGGCGGCGCGGGGUGGGGCCAACCCGCUCGCGGAGCUGACCGACCGCGUCAAGACCCUGGAGGCCGGCCUGCGGGCGUGGCUGGCGAAGCAGCCCACGCACGUCGAGGCCGCCGUCGCCACCGCCGUCGGGGCCGUGCAGGGCGGCGCCCUCGGCGGGCUGAUGGGCACGCUCGCGCCGGACGGCGGGUCGCCGUUCCCCGUGCCGCAGCCGCCGCCCGGGGCCGACCCCAACGCCCUCGCCUCCUUCAAGCAGGCGCAGGCUUUGGCAGGUGGACCACUGGUGCAAGCCCGAAACUUUGCCGUCAUGACUGGUGCUAAUGCAGGAAUAUCUUGUGUUAUGAGAAGGAUAAGAGGAGUGGAGGAUGUCCAGGGCAGCAUGGCAGCAGCGUUUGGUUCUGGCGCUUUAUUCUCCAUUGUGAGUGGAAUGGGGUCUCCAAAUCCAGUUGCUAAUGCAAUUACAACUGGUGUAGCUUUUGCAGUAUUUCAAGGUGGUUUUUUCAUGAUUGGUCAGAAAUUUUCGCAGCCACCGAGUGAAGAUAUAUACUAUUCCCGUGGGAGAAAUAUGUUGAAACAAUUAGGGCUUCAGAACUAUGAGAAGAAUUUCAAGAAGGGUCUUCUUACUGAUCAAACAUUGCCCCUACUCAAUGACAGUGCACUUAGAGAUGUGAAGAUCCCCCCUGGUCCCAGACUUCUCAUCCUUGAUCACAUUCAAAGAGACCCUGAGUUAACGAAAUCAACUUAAAUCGAUUGCCACAGCCUGUUGGCACCAGCUUUUCCUCAAGUUGCAUAAAAUCGUGUUCUUGGAAGUACAAUCUAGCUAUUUCAAGGAUGAGCUCUUUAGGCAGAAGUGUGAUUGGAAAAGAUAGCUCAUAGACGUUUUUGUAGUCAUCAAACUAUGAUAAAUUUAGAUGGAUGAUAUGCACUGAAGUUACCCUCGAAUUACUAGCUUCCUGUUUUUAGUCUUGAACGGUUGAAUCUUAUGCUGAGUGGUUGAUAUUUCCAAUUGGGCAAGUCAAGAUAGAACACUUUCCAUAAGUUGUGUAUGUUAUAAGUUAAUAAUCUAUUGGGCCUUUUCCAAGUUA